Molecule: messenger RNA, 4252 nt
Organism: Triplophysa rosa
Lineage: Eukaryota; Metazoa; Chordata; Actinopteri; Cypriniformes; Nemacheilidae
Product: protein NYNRIN-like
Exons: 2
Coding region: 1123-3021 (632 amino acids)
Biological process (GO): DNA integration
Molecular function (GO): nucleic acid binding; RNA-DNA hybrid ribonuclease activity
Source: RefSeq, a predicted model, not a curated record
AGGGUAUUCAACCAGUAAUUGAUAAUUUUUUUAAACAAGGGGUUAUUGUCCCCACUCACUCACCUUACAAUACACCAAUCAAUCCCAUCAGGAAAGCUGAUGGAACAAGUUGGCGUUUGACACAAGACUUGAGGGCUAUCAAUUCAUUAAUAAUUCCUCUGGCCCCGAUUGUGCCUGAUGUUCCAACUAUUCUAAAUUCAAUACCACAGAAUCACACCCACUUCACGGUGGUGGAUUUGUGUGCAGCUUUCUUCUCUAUCCCCGUCCAUGCAGAUACUCAGCCGUUGUUUGCAUUUACAUUUAAAGGUGCGCAGCUGACCUGGACACGCCUUGCUCAGGGUUUUGUUGACAGCCCAGCCGUCUUCUCCGCUGCAGUGAAACGUGUAUUGGACACAAUAACUGACCUGCUGUCCACGGUAUGUGUCCUACAGUAUACUGAUGACAUUUUAAUCUCCGCUGAAACUGAGGCUGACUGUUUGCAGGCCUCAAUUUUUGUCUACAAUGUGCUUGCGACCGCUGGAUUUAAAGCCUCGAAUGACAAACUGCAGUGGGUGCAACCCAAAGUCCAUUACCUGGGCCACAUCAUUUCACCGGGCCUGAAGGCCAUUUCAGCUGAGAGGGUGCAGAUGAUAAAGACCAUGCGUACUCCAGCAACUGUGAUACAGCUACAAAGUUUUUUGGGGUUGGUGAACUAUUGCCGUGCAUGGAUACCGACUGUGCGUAUAAUGACAAAGGCCUACGAUGUCUCAUUCAACAUGGCAUGGGUCCGAGAGACUCGUUGAACUGGACUUCUGAAGCGGAAGAACAUUUUGAUGCAUUAAAGAUUGCUAUUACGUGCGCUCCUGCAUUGGGGCUACCAGACUAUUCAAGGCCGUUUCACUUGUAUGCGGGGGAGGCUAUGGGUGUUGCAAUGGGCGUUUUGACCCAAAAGCAUGGUGGCAAACCACGCCUGGUUUCUUAUUUGUCCAAACAAUUAGACCCGAUAGUCAAUGGUAUGCCUGCAUGCCUUCGUGCUGUGGCUGCGGCGGCGGAGAUGGUAAGAAUGGCUGAGAAAAUUGUUUUUUGAUUUUAUACACCACUCACCAGGUGGGUUUUAUUCUGCAUAAUUUGAAGACACAGCACAUGACGGCCCAAAGGAGGUCUGGCUAUGAAGCAACGCUGCUAGCCACGGAAAAUUUAACCAUAAAACCCACUUCGGUUUCUAGCCCAGCAAUUCAGUCGCUGUAUGGCUUAUCCACAUUGAUAACUGAAACUGUACCUCAUGAUUGCAUGAAUGAUAUUGAGUGGUCCACUUCGGCCAGGGUCGAUCUGAAAGAUACGCCCCUGGAUGGGGGGGAGCACUUAUAUAUCGAUGGCUCAUGUUCAAGACCGUCUGAUGGAGUGUAUCUGUGUGGAUAUGCCAUUGUGACACAGGAGGGUGAGAGGGUGGAGGCAUAUCCCCUGAACCAUAACUCGGCACAGGCUGCAGAAAUAAUUGCAUUAACAAGAGCAUGUGAGUUAACAAAAGGCAAAAGAGCCACCGUCUAUACGGAUAGCAAAUAUGCGUACGGGGUCGUUCAAGACUUCGCCCAGACUUGGGCUAGACGAAAUUUUCAGACAUCUGAGGGCAAACCAAUAUCACAUGCAGAGUUGGUGGGAGAUCUAUUACAAGCUGUAAUGUUGCCAUCUGAACUAGCUGUAGUGAAGGUCAAGGGACAUGCGUCAGGAGAUGAACCAGACGCUGUUGGCAACAGAAAUGCUGAUGAAAUGGCCAAAUGGGCCGCGGAACAUGCAGAGUUUUCCCCAUAUCAGAGAGCGCAGAGUAGGGACGUAGAAACAAUGAUGUUUGCACAUGUAUCAUGCGUUCCUGACAUAGAUUUGAAAAUUUUGCAAAGUCAACCCACACAGGGAGACGUGAAACAUUGGGCAGAAAAUGGAUGCGCCCCAGAUGCUAACGGUUUGAUAAGAGAUAAAAACGGCCGAAUCGCAUUACCAAAGCUGUCUUUGGUGGUAUUGAUAAGACAUUACCACGGUAUUUCGCACAACAGCGCGUCUAAAGUUACACAGAUGAUUAAUCGCCUGUAUUGUAUACAGGAUACAGCAAAAAUGGUCAAACUAAUUGUAGACUCGUGUUUAAUAUGCGCCAAAACAAACCCUCACAGGAAAACGCCACACGACGCGUUACCGUUUCCAGAAGCACCUUUUCAGUGCCUUCAGAUAGAUUUUUCUCAUAUGCCAGCGGUCGGAAAUCUAAAAUACAUGCUAACUAUCGUCGAUAGGUUUUCAAAAUGGCCUGAAGUUUUUGCGUGUGCGAAGGAGGAUGCGAAAACGGUAGUGAAAAUACUGUCGAAAGAACUAAUUCCGCGCUUCGGCAUUCCUAUGACUAUCGAAAGUGACAACGCCACGCCAUUCACAUCGAAAGUGACCAAACUAUUGGCUAAAGCGUUAGCCAUAGAUUGGCACUAUAAUAUACCCUAUCACCCGCAGUCGUCGGGGGUGGUGGAACGAACACACCGAACAAUCAAAGAUAAGAUCACGAAAGCCUGUAUGGAAACAAGCAGGAAAUGGCCAGAUGUGCUACCAGCCGUAUUGGCAGAAAUGAGAAUGACCCCAUCCUCAACGACAAAAUACUCACCAUUUGAGAUUAUGAUGGGUAGACCUUUCCCGACCCCUUGGGUCAAAGGUCGCGCAGGCGUUUCUUCCCUAGGAGACAUGGAGGUGAUCCUGGAUGACCACGUGAUUUCCCUUAUUGAUAAACUGAAUUCUGUGUGUGCUGAUGUUUCUCUUUCUCUCCCUAUUCCGUCAGAUAAGCCCACCCAUAAUUUCAUUCCAGGCCAACAGGUGCUGAUUCGGAGUCUGAAACCAGUCGCCGUGGGGGAACCGAGAUACCUGGGCCCAGCUGUAGUUAUCGCAGUAACGAGAACUGGAGUGCUUACGGAUCAUCAACCGCAGUGGAUUCACGCAUCCAGGCUGAAGCAUCUGCCAACAUCCGCAUCACCAAUUGAAACUGUAGGGCCUAAGAAGCCUGCCCAAAGUGUGUAACAGGGCACUGGUGAGAGGGCUUGCGCCAGACAGAAGAUCCUUGCUCUUUUAGUGGGUGAGGGGGCCACCUGUCGGCUGAACAUAGGGCCUGGGCAAAUUUUGCCCCAUUUAUAGCUUCCCGAUCACCUCUGAAGGUUCCCCUGUUACACAUUUGGGUCUAAAUUGUCCAAUAUGUCAGUCAUAUUUUUGGUAUUGAUCCUGGCCGGUGCACAAGCAAUUAAAUUAAUAGAUGAAGAUGAUUCAUGGUUAGACCAUGACGAUCCACCACAUUCAUAUGCCACAAACGUGGUGGAGACUGACUAAUUACACCAUAAAGUGACAUGAUAGUUGUUGUACUUAUGUUCCAGAUAAUGAUGCGGAUGGGCAUUUGAUCGAUCAAGGAAUUAAGAACAUCACCAGAGCAGUUGCUGAGAUGACCAGCCGAGAGAGGAAUGGAGAAGAAUGGGACUGGAGUUUGAGUUUUUCCAGCCUGUUCAGUAAAAUCGAACAUUGGCUGAUUUUAAUCUUUAUAAUUAUUUCAUGCAUUCUGGUUUUGCUUUGCUUAUGGCCCUGUAUUAUGGCUAUGAUUCGCCGUGCAUUAAAAUCAUCUAUAAGUGUGAUUAUGAAAGGUUACCAUGUUGCUCAGGCAAGACCAGGGGAUAAGAUGACCAUGAAUCCGGAUGUAAUGUAAGGACAGAGGUAAAACAUCUGCUCAGACCGGACAUGGUCCUUAGAUUAGGAAUUUUCUUUAUUAUUUAGCAUUUUUACUUUUACUGUUUAUCAUGGAUGCGGAAAAUUAAAUGGUAAGUCAUAAAUGACUUAAAGAGGGCAACUGUUAGAUUUAAUUUCCGCAUAAAUGAAUACAAGCCCACAAAAUAAAGAAUUGUGAAGUUGUUAAACUCACUGAAUACAUUGCUGGCUAUAUAGGAGCAAGGGAUUCCUUCUGGCUAUUCCUGGGAGGAGAGGAUUCCUUCUAAGCUAAACAUUCUUUGUCCGAACUGCUAUACCUUAUUUGGUCAUUCUGUGAAUCCCUGGACAUAUGAAACCUGCCAGAUGUCUUUUGGCACUGUAUACAAAGACUUGUAGUUUCUAGAAUAAAUGAGUUCAAAAGCUUGAUGCCUCUCUGUGUCUUGUUUUUGUGCUCCCAGAUCUGAAGAAGAAUUCUCUCACAACAUCCAACCUAUUUCUGAUUUGAUUUUACUGGUGAUCCAAAACACAGAAAGAAAUUUAGUGUUCGUAAGGAACCAGAAAU